AUGCUCGCGGCCCGGCGUCCGCCCUGGCGGCUCAGUGAUGCGCAAUGCCCCAAACACGGCUCGAUCAUGAUUCGGUCGUUUGAAGGGAUUUGCAUCCCUACCAGCUGGGUACGCGGCAUUACUGACAUACUGUACCGUAGUAGUAAGUUCAAGCGCAGGUGGGGGCUUCUGCCGAUAGUGAAAUGCCGUCUUACGCUCCGAGUCGAGGCGCACGAGGAGGGCUACUGA
Molecule: messenger RNA, 228 nt
Organism: Penicillium lagena
Lineage: Eukaryota; Fungi; Ascomycota; Eurotiomycetes; Eurotiales; Aspergillaceae
Exons: 1
Coding region: 1-228 (75 amino acids)
Source: RefSeq, a predicted model, not a curated record